AUGGCAUGGCAACCAUGGGAGAAGUUCAAGGCCGACCACCCCGCCACGGCGGACCGCAUGGUUGAUUCAUGGGCCGCCGUACGGCCUUACCUGCCUCCGGUCAACUUCAUCACCAUGCACUACGCCUACUUCAUCUUUGUGGGGCUCAUCUUUGCCGGCAUCUUCUACGGCCUGUCAAACCCGACCCAUAGCGUCAGCUUCGUCGACAGCCUUUUCCUCGUCUUGUCUGCCUUCACCACGUCCGGCCUCAAUACAGUCGACAUCAGCCAGCUCUCAACCGCCCAGCAGGUCAUAAUUGCCUUGAUGAUGGUCUUGGGAAGUCCCGUAUUUGUCUCCAUCUUUACAAUCUGGCUCCGCGCCCGCGUCUUUGAGAAGCGAUUUGAGGACAUUGUGGAGGCCGAGCGGAACAGGAGGAUGAAGAAGACGGGCGCCAUUGUCGGUAUGGCUGGCGCAAUGAUUGGUCUGCCCGUCAUGUCAUCAUUCAAAGCUUCCAAACGGAAGGCCAAGAAAGGCAGACACGAGCGGCGCGCCGAGGCAGACGCGUUCCAUCUGUCCGGUUUUAAAUCCCGCGAUAAAAACCUGGACCAUUCCCGUAACGAGAGUCAUGAUGCUGCACCAGGAUCCGGCAUGCUGGGUCCCAUCCAGGAAGGCCAGAAGCUCGACGUCUCCACCAGCUCCGCCGAGCCGCUCUCGCCCAAGUCAAACACCACCACCAGGCGGAGGCCCUUAAGUCGUGACGACGGUCGCCAGUCCAUGUCAGAGGGCUUUGACUUCAGGACCUUUAUCCACGAGAACAAGAAGUCUGUCGGUAGGAACGGCCAGUUCUUCGACCUCACGGAGGAACAGCGCGAGUACUUGGGGGGCGUCGAGUAUCGGGCCUUGAAGAUUCUCUUCACCAUUGUCUGCGUCUACUUCGUCCUCUGGCAGCUCCUCGGGGCCAUCGCGCUCGGCGCAUGGCUCUAUGUGCACAGCCAAAGCAUCACGGCCGUCAAUACCCAGAACUCGUGGUGGGCCGGAAUCUUCCUGGCCAUCUCUUCGUUCAACAAUGCCGGAAUGACACUACUCGACGCAGGCGUGGCUGCCUUUGACAACGAUGCCUUCGUCUUGACCAUCGUGACAAUCCUGUCUCUUGCUGGAAAUGCUGCGUUCCCUGCGUUCCUCAGGGCGACCGUCUACUUCUGCAGCAUCGUGUUGAAGAUGUCGGUUGAUGACGAGGACUAUACUGUCUGGAAGGAAGCCUUCGAUUUCAUUCUGAAGUACCCGCGUCGUCUGUACAUGAUGAUGUUCCCUGCCAAGGCCAACUUUGUCUUCGUCACCAUGUUCUCCACUAUCGCGGUCAUGGACUGGGUUUUAUUGCUGGUUCUCAGCAUCGGCAACUCUGCCAUCGAGGCAUACCCAGUUGCGAAACGAGUAGGGCUGGCUGUCUUUCAGGCACUGACCAUUCCCUCGGGAGGUUUCGCUGUUGUUCCGGUAUCGAGUCUCUAUUUCGACGUUCUGGUGUUGUGGGUCAUCGUGAUGUACAUCUCUGCCUAUCCAGAGAUUAUUGUUAUGCGUAAUUCAAAUGUGUACGAAGAACGGUCGCUGGGAAUUUACACCACCGAACCCGAAAAGAGCGAGGACGGUGACUCGACAAUCAACGAGUCGACAGAUGAGCUCCUACCAACCUCUGGACCCCUCCUAUCCCCACCCACGUUUGGCGUUGCCCUUGGCCCGGAGCGGACAGCCGUGUCUGCGUCGGGCGUAUCACAAGCAAAAUCCCGCAUGUCCACCAAGUCCGUCAAGAAGCUGGCCGCCGUCGGCAGGCGGGGCACCUCCUUCGUGGGCAAGCAGAUCCAGAACCGGAUGAACAACUUCCAGGGCGUGGGCGUGACGACCAGGCCGCGGCUCAAGCGCUCCGAGGAGAUCAACUUCGACGAGAAGCCCGGGGCGGCCGGGGCGGCCUCCACCUCGACGCCCGAGGGCCACGUGAGCCUCGUGUCGCAGCACCUCCGCGGCCAGCUGUCGCACGACAUCUGGGCCAUCGCUUUCUCGCUGUUCCUUAUUACCCUCAUCGAGACGUCCCACUCGAUCGCGGACCCACGCUCUUACAGCGUGUUCAACUUCAUGUUUGAGAUUGUGUCCGGGUAUACAAACAUCGGCUUGUCGAUAGGGCUGCCGGACCACUCGUACAGUUUCUCCGGAGGCUGGUACACUGGGUCGAAGCUCGUCAUGAUCGCGAUGAUGAUCCGUGGGAGGCACAGGGGCCUGCCCGUCGCGUUGGAUCACGCCGUCAAGCUUCCUGGGUGGGACAACGUGAAGAAGCAGGACGAGGAUGCUGAGAUAAGGCGGAGCAUGGGUAAGAGUCGGGCGAGCUUGGAAAUAUAG
This is a messenger RNA of Diaporthe citri, 2364 nucleotides long. RefSeq lists its product as uncharacterized. Gene Ontology annotation, cellular component: plasma membrane. Gene Ontology annotation, biological process: intracellular potassium ion homeostasis; potassium ion import across plasma membrane. Bases 1 to 2364 code for a protein of 787 amino acids. NCBI's taxonomy places the organism in Eukaryota, Fungi, Ascomycota, Sordariomycetes, Diaporthales, Diaporthaceae. The record is from RefSeq and is a predicted model, not a curated record. Gene Ontology annotation, molecular function: high-affinity potassium ion transmembrane transporter activity. The transcript has 3 exons.